CGCACGAGGCAGGGGAUGAGAGCCACAACCAAGGAAGCAGCGCCCACCGGGCUCCCCGGGCUGGAAGGCCCCGAAUUGAGGGCACCCCUGCAGGAUCACGCUCCUCUCGUCGUGCGCCCAGGGCAUGACGUCCGUGUAGGGAGCCUAUGCCGGGUUGACUCUAGGACUCAGACCCGGUCACCCUGAAUCAGAGGUUGCCAGGCCCUGGCUCCCCGGAUGGCCUCAUCCUGGGUCCUCCCAUCGCUAGGAAUGUUUUACUGGUAACAGUACUUGAGUUGAGAAGAUCCAUGCUCAUCCAACGCGUUUCAGCCCCAUUCAGACGGCUGGGUGGCUUACCAAGCAUUGCCUGGGAGAAUCUUGUAUCACCUGAAGGAAGGAACCGCCUGAGGGAAAGAGGACCUUAAAAAGGAGUCCAUUCAUUAUCUGCAAUUUCUAUACCAUAUCUUAAUUAAAAUGCCAAGAAGUUAUACCCUAAGACCGGAGACCAGAGCAUUGGGGGCUGCACAAAUCAUGAACGGAGUGAUUUACUAUGCUUUGGGGUAUCUCUGUUAUGCAUUAUUCCUCCAAGAAGAGAAGAGAGAAAGUACUGGUUAUAUUCCUGUCAUUGUUACAAUAGUUCACAUAUUUUGGUCAUCGCCAUUUUUCAUCGCCUCGGGAUCCACCAGCAUACAGGCAGAGAAGUAUCCCACAAAAUACAUGCUUAUUUAUAGCCUUGUUAUGAACAUCUUAAGUGUCUGCUUUUCUAUAAUUGGUAUAAUGAUACUAAGUAUUGCCUGUUUCACAUAUCAUGCAGACACCGACGAAUAUGUUUGGACACAUAUGGCUGGUAGUAUGCUUUUACAAUAUUUACUCUUCAGCACUAUCUCGGAAGUGAUCUGUGCAUGCAUAACAAUCAGAUGGAUUUCAGUAGCUUUAAAUCAUCCAAAAUACAAUGAAAAGAGUUCUUCACUGUUGGAAUCCAACGUCUCCAAAACACCAGCAUGACUUCAGUCAUGAACAAAACAUAAACUGAAUUAGUGAAGAAUGGUCAUUUAUCAAGAGGCCUCAUGGAAAAGACAUGUUAAGGAAGUCCUUUCUGGCACACCUUCUCCCUACUUCUUUAAUAAAAGAUGUGCUUUGAUCCCAAGUUGAUUCUACCCUUUUUCA
Molecule: messenger RNA, 1146 nt
Organism: Mustela erminea (ermine)
Lineage: Eukaryota; Metazoa; Chordata; Mammalia; Carnivora; Mustelidae
Product: B-lymphocyte antigen CD20-like
Exons: 7
Coding region: 454-984 (176 amino acids)
Biological process (GO): cell surface receptor signaling pathway
Cellular component (GO): plasma membrane
Source: RefSeq, a predicted model, not a curated record